UACAGGCUCGCGUCUGAUUCAGCACAUACCUUGACCCUCCUCUCUUAGACUUUUCUUUCUUUUUCCAACCCUCCAAGUUUCAUUCACGUCACAAUGGCCGACACGACCCAGGCUCCCAUCAACGGCGGCUACCCUGCGCAACAUGCUUACCCCGAUUCCUUCAACCACGCCCCCGCCAACGUCAACAGCGCAGCUAGCUUCCAGCCUGCGCCGUCUUCUACCCCCUCGAACGCCCCGUCGAAUGACCAGAAGAAUGGUAUCUCGAAGGAUGAGGUUGGCUGGUACUUCGUCGAGCAGUACUAUACCAACAUGAGCCGCAGUCCGGAGAAGCUCCACCUCUUCUACUCUCGGCGCUCCCAGCUGGUUUUCGGUACCGAAGCCGAAUCGGUUCAGGUUGCCGUGGGCCAGAAGGCUAUCAAUGACAAGAUCAAGCAGCUUGACUUCCAAGACUGCAAGGUUCGUGUCCUGAACGUCGACUCCCAGGCUUCCUUCGACAACAUCUUGAUCUCGGUGAUCGGUGAGAUCUCCAACAGGUCUGAGCCUUCUCGCAAGUUUGUGCAGACCUUCGUGUUGGCGGAGCAGCCCAAUGGAUACUAUGUUCUCAAUGAUAUCUUCAGGUACCUCGUCGAUGAGGAGGAAGAGAUUGAGCAGGAAGAAGUUGUUCCCGCUGCCCCCGCUAUUCCGGCCGAAGAGCCAGCUCCUGAGGUGCCCGCACAGGCCGAGGUUGAGACUGUCCCCGAACCCGAGGAGGCCCAGGUAGACAGCGAGCCUGCUGCUGCCAAGGUUGACGAGAAGCUGGACGAGACCGAGGAAAAUGUUGAAGAGCCGGUCAAGGAGUCUGCUCCCCAGACCAAUGGGGCCGCUGUUCAGGAGACCCCCGUCGAAGCCGCACCGGAAGCUGUUGCCCCGGUCGAAGCCGAGGCCCCCAAGGUUGAGAAGCCCGCCACUCCCGAGCCCACUCCUGCUCCCGAGCAGAAGGAAGCUCCGGUUCCGGCCAAGGAAAGCGCACCAGCAAAGUUUGUCCCGAAAACUUGGGCCAACAUCGCAUCCAAGUCCGGUGCGGCGGCGCCAGUUGUCCCUGCUAUUCCCGUUGCUCCGGUGAAGGCUGCUCCUCCUGCCAGCUCCUCCCAGCCCACGGCUGCCCCUACCCCCGCUGCUCCUGCGCCUGCUCCUGCUCCUGCUCCUGCUCCCGAAGCCGUGCCUAGCCAGGCCCCCUCGAAUGAUGGUUCCGGCUGGCAGACCGCGGGCCAUGACCACAAGAAGACCCAGUCGCGUGCAGGUGAGGAACAGAAUGUUCUCGGUUACAUCAAGAACGUCACCGAAAAGGUUGAUGCAGGCCUGCUCAAGCAGACUCUGUCUCGCUUUGGAAAGCUCAAGCACUUUGAUGUGAGCCGUCAGAAGAACUGCGCCUUUGUUGAGUUCGGUGAUGCUGCUGGCUAUGCCGCCGCUGUUGCUGCCAACCCCCACCAGAUUGGAACCGAGCAGAUCAUUGUUGAGGAGCGUCGCCCUCGUGCCAAUGCCUUCGGUGGUAACGGCAGCUACGGUGCAGGCCGCGGUGGCGCCGGCCGUGGCCGUGGCGACCGUGCAGGUAGCCAGGGCCGGGGAGGCUUCCAGCGCGACGGUCGUGGAGGCUUCGCUCCCCGUGGCCGUGGCGGCAGCGUCAACACCAAGGGUCGCAACCAGGCCCCCGCUGCUUAAAGGCACUACUUAAGAAAAAAGAAAAAAAAAAAGCAAACCCAAAAAAGUCCCUUUGACGUCUAAUGAAGAAUGACGAGAGAAGGGAAGCAGUUGUUCACCCGGACGACCCUUCUCCUUUCCUUCCCUCCCCCCUUCUUUUUCCUAAUAAGGCCUUACAUGAUUCUUAGCCCUUCAUCCUGGCUUGAAACGGUAUACGGGUUUAGAUGCUCACGGCGAUCCAGGACAUGUAUUACUCCCCCAUUUACUGAUAAUGACAUGUGUUAUGUGGCCCCCCUCUGUCACAGUGCAUAUUAGCGGUUGGAAAAGUUUUCUUAUCAUUUCCUAACUGGGCUCUGAUUGGUCAUCAUGACUUUUGUUUUCUUCUCAUUGUGUUGUCAUGACUUUUCUUACCUUUCAUUUUUCUUUCCUCUUUGAUGGCUCCUUACCUCUUAGCAUAGCGAGCUGAAUGCCCGUAUUUCU
Messenger RNA from Aspergillus ibericus CBS 121593, 2157 nucleotides. RefSeq names its product NTF2 and RRM domain protein. Gene Ontology annotation, cellular component: ribonucleoprotein complex; cytosol; Ubp3-Bre5 deubiquitination complex. The transcript has 3 exons. The coding region runs from base 94 to 1698 and encodes 534 amino acids. Gene Ontology annotation, biological process: protein deubiquitination; ribophagy. NCBI's taxonomy places the organism in Eukaryota, Fungi, Ascomycota, Eurotiomycetes, Eurotiales, Aspergillaceae. Gene Ontology annotation, molecular function: mRNA binding. The record is from RefSeq and is a predicted model, not a curated record.